This is a messenger RNA of Trichobilharzia regenti, 332 nucleotides long. The record is from the annotation of a GenBank genome assembly. NCBI's taxonomy places the organism in Eukaryota, Metazoa, Platyhelminthes, Trematoda, Strigeidida, Schistosomatidae.
CUAGAAUGACUCUUGCAGAAUGCAAAGUGACCAUGGCAGCACCUCACGAUACUCUACGCACAUCCUCUUAUCUACUCACUACCAAUUACCACUGAAAUCGCUUGUCACUCAUUCUGCCUCAGUUCUAGUAGCGGUGACGCAUGCGAGCCUCAGUCGUUUACACUCUUUCUCCCCGGCGUGUCGGACCGCAGCUAACAAUUAUCUCCGUGUGCAUUUCAUUCUCAGCAAUAGCCUAGCCUCCCCGGCGUAUACGACCCAUCUGCUGUCCUUAACAUCAAUCAAUUCAUUCACGGAUGUAGAAGAGUGGCCACAACUUCAGAAGUAAUCACGAC